Dermacentor andersoni is the source of this 613-nucleotide messenger RNA. The record is from RefSeq and is a predicted model, not a curated record. NCBI's taxonomy places the organism in Eukaryota, Metazoa, Arthropoda, Arachnida, Ixodida, Ixodidae.
AUGUCGAUGACGGGUGUCAAAGAUCUGACAUUAUGUCAUUGGUACAACUUUGGCCAGACGGGCAUCACUCUUGAGGUGGCCAUUAAAGAUAAUGAGCGUCAUCUGUCCGAGAGGCUGGCGGCAGCCCUGCGGUUCCCCACUGUCAGCACAGGCCUACACGAGUACAAUCGGGAGGCCCUAGUGGACUUCGUCCAGUUCCUUGAGAAAGCCUUCCCACAGGUCCAUUCAUCCCAUUUGGUCAAACGUCAUGUGGUGGCCAACUAUAGCCUGCUUUAUGAGGUCCAAGGUUCAGACCCCAAGCUCGUGCCUUACAUGCUGUGUGCGCACACGGAUGUGGUUCCAGCUGAUGCGACUAAGUGGCACCACCCGCCAUUUGUGGGACAGGUGCUGGACGGGGAAAUCUGGGGCAGGGGUGCCAUCGAUGCCAAGGGCAUUCUCAUGGGCAUCAUGGAGGCACUUGAGUUCCGUCUGGAGCAGGGGGACCUGCCCCGUCGUGGUCUGUUCUUGGCCUUUGGCCACGACGAAGAGGUUCAAGGUCUGGAUGGUGCAGCUGCCAUUAGCCGUGUGCUGCGGGCCAUGGGCGUUAAGCAGGUGGAAUUCAUCCUGGACGAGG